Molecule: messenger RNA, 1760 nt
Organism: Mycena citricolor
Lineage: Eukaryota; Fungi; Basidiomycota; Agaricomycetes; Agaricales; Mycenaceae
Source: the annotation of a GenBank genome assembly
CACCAUGUUCCAACGCGAUCCCAGAGCUGGUGCUUUUCUCGGGGGCGACCGUGUUUCUGGCCAAGAUAUUCGAGAUCAGAAUGUCAUCGCCGCCUCGUCCAUCGCCAACAUCGUAAAAAGUUCCCUAGGUCCUUUGGGACUGGACAAAAUGUUGGUCGACAACAUUGGAGAAGUGACUAUAUCGAACGACGGCGCAACCAUUCUUGGUCUUCUUUCAGUCGAGCAUCCAGCUGCUCGCAUUUUCGUCGAUUUGGCUCAAAAGCAGGACAAGGAGGUUGGAGAUGGAACGACUUCCGUCGUCAUUGUCGCUGCCGAACUUCUGCGUCGCGCCAACGAGCUCGUAAAAGCCAAGAUACAUCCCACCACCAUCAUCACCGGUUACCGUCUUGCAUGCAGGGAGGCGGUAAAGUUCAUGCAGGAUCAAUUGAGUGUGAAAGUGGACGUGCUGGGACGGGAGGCCUUGAUCAAUGCUGCGAAGACGAGCAUGUCAAGCAAGAUCAUCGGAAAUGACGACGAUCUCUUUGCACCCAUGGCAGUUGAUGCUAUGCUCGCUGUGAAGUCGAUCAACCUUCGCGGGGACAUCAAGUACCCCGUCAAGGCAGUCAACGUUCUGAAGGCUCACGGACGCAGUGCUCGAGAAUCUUUGUUCGUCCAGGGAUAUGCUCUCAACUGCACGGUUGCGAGUCAAGCUAUGAAGAAGCGGAUCACGAACGCGAAAAUUGCAUGCCUGGACAUCAACCUGCAGAAGCAGCGUAUGCAGCUGGGUGUCCAAAUCCUUGUCGAUGAUCCCAAUCAGCUAGAAGAUAUCAGGAAACGGGAGGCCGAGAUUACCUUGGAGAGGAUAAGGAAGAUCCUAGCAGCCGGCGCCAAUGUUGUGUUCACGACCAAGGGUAUCGAUGACCUCUGCCUCAAGGAGUUUGUUGAAGCUGGUGCCAUGGCUGUCCGGCGCUGUAAGAAGGAGGACCUACGCCGGAUCGCCAAGGCUACUGGUGGUACACUCAUCUCCAGUCUUGCCAACCUCGACGGAGAGGAAACGUACGAGGCUAGUUACCUGGGCACGGCGGAGGAGGUUAUCCAAGAGCGUAUCUCGGACGACGAGCUCAUACUGGUCAAGGGCACCAAAGUUGUGAACUCUGCGUCGAUCAUCCUACGAGGUGCCAACGACUACAUGCUGGACGAGAUGGACCGUGCGCUUCACGACACGCUGUCGGUGAUCAAGCGCACACUGGAGAGCGGCUCUGUCGUUCCUGGCGGAGGUGCCGUUGAAUGCGCUCUGAGCAUCUAUCUGGAAAACUUUGCUACCACGCUAGGAUCGCGAGAGCAAUUGGCGAUCGCAGAGUUUGCAAGCGCUCUGUUGACGAUUCCCAAGACCCUUGCUGUCAAUGCCGCCAAGGAUUCGACCGAGCUCGUUGCCAAACUGCGGUCGUUCCACAAUGCGGCUCAGAAUGCUCCUGCGGGCGAUCCCAAGAAAGUCCUCUUGCGAUACGGCUUGGAUCUGAUGAGUGGCGAUGUGCGAGACAAUGUGGCUGCGGGUGUGCUGGAGCCCACUAUGAGCAAGGUGAAAAGCUUGAAGUCGGCAUACGAGGCUGCUGUCUCUCUCCUGCGGAUUGAUGAUGCCAUUCAGUGUGUCCCAGAACAAAAAGGGGAGCCUGAUCCUCAUGGCCACUAGAAUAGGAUUACUUAGUGUAUCACAUCGAGUGUAAUUUCGAAGAAGAACAGAGCAGAACAAAGAUUCCAAUUUAUAAAAGCAAUCAGCAUCG